Molecule: messenger RNA, 1403 nt
Organism: Belonocnema kinseyi
Lineage: Eukaryota; Metazoa; Arthropoda; Insecta; Hymenoptera; Cynipidae
Exons: 5
Coding region: 1-633 (210 amino acids)
Source: RefSeq, a predicted model, not a curated record
AUGAGCAUGAAACUGUCCACUCUCCUGGAACCGAAGUUCCGUGACAAAAAGUUUGACUUCGGCAUAUCAGCUAAUGAUUUAGGCAUGAUUUUUCAACCUAAACUAACCUGGAAACAACAUGUUGAUGCGUUGGUGAACAAUUCCAAAGCUGUCUUUCGGGCUUUCAGAGAUGCAAUUGGAAAAACCUGUGGACGUAAACUCAAGACUCAGCUCCAAUGUGGCUCUGGCGACGAUUUAUGGGUGAACCACGUCCAAAAAAAACCAGAAUUUUUACCACCGCUACCACGCCGAGUACCUGAAGAAUUGGUGGUAUUGAAUGGAAGACCUUAUGGAAUGCGUGUUAAUUAUCAAGUCAUUACAUUUGAUCCAGUGCACAAUCCAGCACCAAAGCCAGCUGCUCUUCCUAAUAAUGCUCACCUGUACCGUCCAGGUAGUGUAAAGAAUCCUAUUGGGAUAGUCCACGAAAACAACAUUUAUGAAUUUAGUGCACCUGGUGAAAAAGAUUUUACAAGGGAAGUCAAAUGUAUCACAGGUGAUUGGGUGGUUUACUUUGGACAACCUGUUGCCAGAUAUGACAAAAUUAUGUUUAUCAAGUAUAAGGAACGGAAACUAAACCCUGAGGACAGGAUAUAGUCAAAUGCAAUUUCUCAUGCAGCAAGUAAUGUAUAACUUCGAUUGAAAUGAGAUAAAUGAUAGAGUAAUUUCCCAUUUCUUGAUAGUACAGCUAUCUAGAAUUGAAAAAAAACCCUAAAAUUUAAGUAAUAUUUUAAACUUAAAAGCCAGAGAGCCGGUGCGAUGUAAUGGCUGUAGCUAAAUAAGAUCCAUGCUAUAGCUAAGCAUUUGGCAAACAUCUUCUCACAAUGAAAUCACAAAAAUGUUACUAAAGCCUUGUGAUCAAUUGUGGCCAGGAUUUUUAUAAAUGUAACUGCAGGGCAAAAAAAUGUAUGUAAAAUAAAACUCUGUAAUUGUUUCGAAGGUGAUAUGUUAUCAUAAUUUGCCUUACAAAAUAAGAAACCCGUUAACUAUAUUCUAUUCUACACUGUACGAGCUUAGGUAAUCUUUCAUUUUGUAUGGAAGGACAUGAGGGUGGUCCGAAAAUGUAUUUGAAAAUUUUUGUUCUGAAUUACUAUGCAUAUCACCUCGAAAUUUGUUCUAAGCUACAAACAAAAUUAAUUUUUUUUUUGUUGAAAACAAUUUAUAUUUAUGGGUUCCGCGAUCCACGUGAAUAUCAACACGUAUUUCCCAUAAAAAAUACGCUUUUGUUAAUUAUAUUAAAAAUUUUAAAGAUAUACUCAAUCAAGCGAAAACUCAGCAUUUCCGUUUACAAUGAGUUAUAGAAGACAUAUGAAUAAAACUUUAGUACUAUUACUCACAUAAUUUUAUUUUAGAUGAUCCCAAAAAUG